This is a messenger RNA of Saprolegnia diclina VS20, 1113 nucleotides long. RefSeq names its product TKL protein kinase. The record is from RefSeq and is a predicted model, not a curated record. Gene Ontology annotation, biological process: protein phosphorylation. Lineage: Eukaryota; Oomycota; Saprolegniomycetes; Saprolegniales; Saprolegniaceae. Bases 1 to 1113 code for a protein of 370 amino acids. The transcript has a single exon. Gene Ontology annotation, molecular function: protein kinase activity; ATP binding.
AUGGGAGUUACAACCACGGUCUACGUAGCGACCGCCCUCAUCGCAUCGCUCGCGAUCGGGUGCGCUCUCUUGCUCGCCGGGGUCGUCUUUCUCUUGCUCAAGCGCCGAAACGACAAGCCCGACGACGGUCCCACGACACAGCUUGCGUCGCACGAUAGCGUAGCGUACCAUGAUAUUUUGGAGAGCCAUUAUGGCAGCUUGAACCUCGCUGAGAUUGCACUUUACCGGCUACCGUCGGCCGACAUCACGCCACUCGGGCUCCUCGCAUCUGGGGCGAUGGCCGACGUCUUCCUCGGCGACUACAACGGCGCCCCCGUGGCCAUCAAGCAGCUUCUGAGCGGCCAAGCAACGACCCGCCACGUGAGCCGGCUCGUCGACGAGAUCCAACUGCUCGCGUUGUUCGACUCGUCUUAUAUUGUGGCCCUUGUGGGCGUCACGUGGGACCGCCCCCUUGACCUCAAGUGCGUGCUCGAGUACAUGGACGGCGGCGACCUCCGCGACAAGCUUGCGCGCACCAACCAUACGUCGUAUCCGUGGUAUGAGAAGUUGCACUGUGUCCUCUCGGUCGUCGAAGGGCUUGUCUACUUGCACUUGCUCGACAUUAUCCACCGCGACCUCAAGUCCCGCAAUGUGCUCUUGGACGACGUAAAAGGCGCCAAGCUCACCGACUUCGACGUCUCGCGCCACGACACGCAGGCGACGAUGACGGUCGGUGUUGGCACGUACCGCUGGAUGGCGCCCGAGAUCCUCCAGUUCGACCACUACUCGGUGGCCGCCGACAUUUACUCGUUCGGGAUGCUUCUCUCCGAAUUGGACUCGCAUGCGAUUCCGUACGCCGGCGUCAUCAGCGAGACGAGCGGCAAGCCCCUUGUCGAGACGGCUAUCAUGGGCAUGGUCAUGACAGGCUCGCUGCGACCGACGUUUACGUAUACAACGCCGCUGUGGAUCCAAAACUUGGCGUCGCAGUGCCUCGCGGCGUCGCCAGAGGACCGGCCGAGUGCGAUGAAGGUCUCGUCCGUCGUACGGCAACACCUUAAGGAGGACCGUAUCCAGACACCUGUCCAACGUCGCUUUGAAGGCAAUACCAAGCAAAUUAGAACACUAUUUAGUUGA